ACGCCGACGCUUACGACUUUGUUAUUGCUUAUUAGACACAGAGAGGGAGAGGCCGAAAGAGGUGAUUCAAUGGCGUCGAGAGUUACACUGAAGGCGAAAGGCAAAACAACCAAGGGCUCAAAACCAUCGGAGGAGCGAUCAGCAGAGAAGUGCAUAAAGGAGUGGAGCACAUGGGUCGCGAAGAAAGCCAAGGUCAUCACCCACUACGGUUUCAUCCCACUGGUGAUCAUCAUCGGCAUGAACUCCGAGCCAAAACCCUCGCUUUCUCAACUCUUCAGCCCCGUCUGAUCUGAUUAACAGCACACCCAGAUCGCUAAAAUGACCUUUGAGUCAAAUUCCUAUGAUGGGUCGGUGACUAUUUGUCGAAUUCUCACAGAAUCUGAGUUAGGGUUUUGUUUUUCUAUAAUGGGUCUGUGACUGUUAUGCGCUAUAUAGGUCGUUUUUUUUUUUUUUUUUUUUUUUGUUGCUUGAAUAUUAAAUUGAUGCUAUGAAUUAGUUCUUGUCAUA
Cornus florida is the source of this 507-nucleotide messenger RNA. RefSeq names its product mitochondrial import receptor subunit TOM7-1-like. Gene Ontology annotation, cellular component: mitochondrial outer membrane translocase complex. NCBI's taxonomy places the organism in Eukaryota, Viridiplantae, Streptophyta, Magnoliopsida, Cornales, Cornaceae. The coding region runs from base 70 to 288 and encodes 72 amino acids. The transcript has a single exon. The record is from RefSeq and is a predicted model, not a curated record. Gene Ontology annotation, biological process: protein import into mitochondrial matrix.